This is a messenger RNA of Labrus mixtus (cuckoo wrasse), 1313 nucleotides long. Its product is annotated as cathepsin S-like. Gene Ontology annotation, biological process: immune response. The record is from RefSeq and is a predicted model, not a curated record. Gene Ontology annotation, molecular function: cysteine-type endopeptidase activity. Gene Ontology annotation, cellular component: lysosome. The transcript is spliced from 7 exons. Bases 165 to 1088 code for a protein of 307 amino acids. Lineage: Eukaryota; Metazoa; Chordata; Actinopteri; Labriformes; Labridae.
GACUGAAGUUCUGCUUGAAGUCUCUGCUUUGAACACCAGACCAGUAAGGUCAUGUGUAGAGUUGUGCUGUCAUCAGGUUAUGAGGACUACUUUGUAAACCUGGAUUUGUGUCUGUGUUUUUCUCUCUAAUAUUGUAGUUCAAAGGAAAACAAGAAAUACCUGCGAUGUUUUGGAACGUGCUUCUUUUUACAGCCCUGUGUGGCUUUGCAGCAGCCUUCACUAAGUCUAAACUGGAUCGACACUGGGGACUAUGGAAGAAAAUGCAUAAUAAAGUUUAUUCCCAAGAGCUUGAGGAGCUUGGCCGCAGGCGGGUAUGGGAAGAGAACUUGGAUAUGAUUAAUGUCCAUAACCUGGAAGCGUCUCUGGGUUUACACUCCUAUGAGCUGGCAAUGAACCACCUGGGAGACCUGACCAAUGAUGAAAUCAUUAGCACCUUGACAGGUACGGUUGUGCCCACUAAGCUGGAUAGGGGUCCUUCCAAAGGUAUCGGGGUCAACGCUCUCCCACAAUCCGUGGACUGGAGGGAUAAAGGCCUGGUAACGGAUGUCAAAAAUCAGGGUUCGUGUGGCUCUUGUUGGGCCUUCAGUGCAGUCGGGGCUCUUGAAGGACAACUCAAGAAGACCACAGGAGUCCUGGAAUCCCUCAGUCCUCAGAAUCUGGUGGAUUGCUCCAUAAAAUAUGGGACCUAUGGGUGUAACGGUGGCUUCAUGGCAAACGCGUUCCAAUAUGUCAUGAGUCAAGGCAUAGCAUCUGACUCGGCCUACCCCUACGUCGGCCGCUCAUAUCCUUGUUCCUUGCUUUCUUUUCAGCGCGGCCAAUGUAAAUAUCACCCAAAGCAUCGGGCUGUAAACUGCUCUGGCUAUGUCUUCGUACCAAAGGGGGAUGAGUUUGCAUUGAAGGAAGCUGUUGCUGUAAUUGGUCCUAUCUCUGUAGCAAUUGAUGCCUCAAGACCAAAGUUUACCUUCUACCGUCAUGGUGUGUACAGAGACCACACAUGCACUGAUAAGGUGAACCACGGAGUACUGGCAGUGGGCUACGGCACUUCUGGGACUCACGACUAUUGGCUGGUCAAAAACAGGCAAGUAUAGCAUUACAAAAAAUGUCAAUGCUAACUUGAGUUUUUUUUAUUUUUUAUUUUUUUUUUAAACAAUGAUUCCAAAUUCCGUUGUAGUUGGGGUGUAAAGUAUGGCGACCAAGGCUACAUCAAGAUGGCUCGGAAUAUAAGAAAUCAGUGUGGUAUUGCUCUCUAUGCUUGUUACCCCUUCAUGUGAUCAGAAAGUGGUUAAUGUUUUGUCUAUCAGUUUUAAAUAAAC